Messenger RNA from Babesia sp. Xinjiang, 933 nucleotides. RefSeq names its product putative ATP synthase subunit gamma. Gene Ontology annotation, biological process: proton motive force-driven ATP synthesis. NCBI's taxonomy places the organism in Eukaryota, Apicomplexa, Aconoidasida, Piroplasmida, Babesiidae. The record is from RefSeq and is a predicted model, not a curated record. The coding region runs from base 1 to 933 and encodes 310 amino acids. The transcript is spliced from 5 exons. Gene Ontology annotation, molecular function: proton-transporting ATP synthase activity, rotational mechanism.
AUGGCGUUUAUGAGCCGGAUAGGUAACAGUAUCGGUUCGUCCGUAGUAGCGCCUUUACGCUGCGAGGUCGGGGCCGUGUCAUGGCAGCGUCGAUGCUUUGGAAGCGGUGAUAUGCAGGCUGUAGCAAUCCGUAUAAAGUCUGUGAAGUCAAUUCAAAAGAUCACAAAGGCCAUGAAAAUGGUUGCAGCAUCUAAACUUAAGGCUGAUCAAAGGCGCUUAGAGGCAGGGCUUCCAUUUAGCGUACCAGUUCAGGACCUGAUGAAUCUGCUUCCUAUAUCCACCACCGAGGGUGCUGGCAAGAACAACGCUAUCGUCGUAUUGGCAUCAGACAAAGGUCUAUGUGGAGGUAUUAACUCUGCUGUGGCAAAGAUGACAAGGGGUCUACUUGCUGGUGGUGAGUCCGGCGGUACAACAUUUUCCCUCUACUGCGUCGGUGAGAAGAUCCGUAGCGCGCUUGAGAAUGUAUACGGCAAAUACUUCAAAAGUGUAUUCACUGAAGUCUCACGGACCCCUUUCAACUACGCUAAGGCGGCAGUGAUCAGCGAGGAGCUGCGCAAGGGUAACCACGAUCGCAUAAGGAUCGUUUAUAAUCACUUCAAGAGUGCCAUUAGUUACGAAACACGCGCUCUAGAUGUCCUGUCACUCUCACAAUUUAAAGCUAUGCACCAGAGGGAACUCAAUGUCUACGAGAGCGAACCCGAAAUGUCAGACUUAUUCCCCGACCUAUACGAAUUCUAUCUUACUUGCUGUGUAUACGGGUGUAUGUUGGAUUCGCUGGCUGCCGAGCAAUCUGCAAGAAUGUCGGCUAUGGACAAUGCAUCGACCAAUGCUUCUGACAUGUUGCAGUCUCUAACGCUCAAGUUCAACAGAGCACGUCAAUCGAAGAUUACCCUAGAACUUAUCGAAAUUAUCGGAGGAGCGAACGCGCUGUAA